Molecule: messenger RNA, 1503 nt
Organism: Plasmodium cynomolgi strain B
Lineage: Eukaryota; Apicomplexa; Aconoidasida; Haemosporida; Plasmodiidae
Product: VIR-like CYIR protein
Exons: 5
Coding region: 1-906 (301 amino acids)
Source: RefSeq, a predicted model, not a curated record
AUGGGAUCGGGUGUAUCGGGAGAGACUAGUGAACCAGAGGUAAUAAUAAAUCUUGAGUUAAUAUUUAAAUAUUAUAACAUAUUCUAUGAUUUAAGAACAUACAAUGAUCAUGAAAAAAAAGUUGAUAACGGAGGAUAUCCAAAUGAAAUUGUUUCUCUGUGUGAAAAAAUUCAAAAUGGAGAGCAAGGAUGGAAUGAGGAAAUUAAAAAGAUUUGUGAAAAAUUAAUGAAAUAUUUUUUAUAUUGGUCUAAACAUAAAACUGAUAAUAAUAAUAAUAAAAGUAUAUGUAAUUAUAUUGAAUAUUUGAACUAUUGGCUUAAUGGUGAAUUAAGGAGGAAUAUAAUAUCUGAAUCUGAUAGACAUAGGACAUAUGAACAUUUCAAUAAAGUUAUAGCUGAAGAGUCUAAUUUGUGUGAUUUAAAGGAUAAAUUUUAUAAUAUUAAGGAUGAAUAUUAUGAAAACAUGAAAAUAAUGCAUGAAUUGUACGAAAAUUUUUAUAAAAUUAAGAGUAUAGGAGAUAAUGGAACGGAUGAGAAAAAUGAAUGUUCAAAUUACGUUAACAAUUGUGUUAAUAAAUUUCGUCAGUUUAAAGAUAAAUGCUAUGUACAAGAAAAUAAAGAUGAAGAAGGAUAUAAAAAAUUAUGUAAUGCAUUAAGAGAAUUCAAUGGCAUAUAUAAAAUUAAUAGAUACUAUCAGAAAUCAUGUAAGAAUGUAAAAUUACUAGAUUUGCCAGAUAUUUUAGAAGAAUUAGAUGAUUAUAAGUUCUACAAUGAUUUUAAUAAUAAAGAUUAUUCGUCUGAAUUUAAUGAAUAUUGCUCAGAAAUAAAACCGCCAAUAGAUAAUAGAUGUAAAAUUUACACACUUUGCGCUAAAAUAAAAACAAAUUUAAAAGGAUUGUCUAAAUAGAUGAAGCAUAUGCAUGACUAUUUUAUGGUUUUUGAAAACCUUAAAACGCAUUUACCUUGUAAAAAAGAAAAUAGAAAAAAAUGUUGUGAUUAUGCUAAACAUAUUAACGGACUAUAUAAAAAGUACAUAGGUAAUUGUUGCACUUGUUAUUUCCAUUCUAAUGAAUGCCAUAACAACUGCGAUUAUUUUAAGUGUGAUCAAAGUUAUAAUCCGUACAAACUUUAUAAAGAAUUUGAAUGUGACCAAUUAGAGGAUAAAGUGAAAGGUUUCGAAAAAGUAGGAAAACCUACAGCCAUUGAUUAUUAUGUUAUACGCUUAAGUUCAUUGAAACCCCAAUGUAAUACAAUAUUUUGUGACCUCUUCUAUGUGUUCGUUUUAGCUGCCUUUUCUGUACUUGGGUUAUUUUUCGUGUUCUUUAUUCUUUACAAGUUUACUCCUCUAGGACCUCGCUUCGAAAAGAGGGUAAUAAACAAAAAAAGAAUUCAAAAUGUAAUUCAUGAGGAAGAGAUGCGACAAAUGGUAUCACGUGGAUCGAGCGAUAGGAAAAAAAAUCAGCCCCCUCAAAGAAUACAUUUGGCUUAUCAAUCUGAGGGAUGA